CCGGUCGGAACUGAGCUAUACUUCACAGCACACGACUCUUUCGCGUACAGCGACGACCCCCUCGCCUUGGCCCGCGACCAAGAAGUCGACAUCACGUCCCAGCUGAACCUUGGUGUCCGGCUCCUCCAGGCGCAGUCUCACGAGAAUGAUGGCGAGCUACACUUCUGCCAUACUAGUAACUCCCGUCAGCUCCUCUUCGACGGCGGCACCGUCGAGGACUACCUGAAGACCGUCAAGGCUUGGCUGGACGCCAACCCGAACGAAGUCCUCACCUUCGUCUUCACCAACCCCGAGGGCCUGUCCAUCAAGGACCAGUGGGACCCCGCCUUCCAGAACUCGGGCGUCGCCGACCUCGCGUACGUGCCGCCCAGCACGCCCGUCAAGCAGAGCGACUGGCCGACGCUCGGCGAGCUCAUCAGCUCGGGGAAGCGCGUGGUCGUGUUCAUGGACGCGGGCGCGGACGAUGGGUCGACGGUUCCGUAUAUCCUGUCGGAGUUCCCCAACGUUUGGGAGACCCCGUUCAGCGUGACCGACCCGAGCUUCCCGUGCUCGGUCGACCGCACCAGCGGGCCGCUCCCCAACGACGAGCACUUGUACAUGAUCAACCACUCGCUCAACAAGAACGUGCUUGACACGGGCAUCAUCGUGAGCGACCCUGCUGACGCGCCCACCACCAACGGUGUCUCUUCGAUCCUAGCGAACGCCUACGGGUGCACCCAGUUCGCGGACGGGCGCGCGCCGAACUUUCUCUUGCUGGACUUUGUGGACAAGGGCGAGCCGUUCAAGGCUGCUGACAUUCUGAACGGGUUCGCGUCGGCUUAG
Gloeophyllum trabeum ATCC 11539 is the source of this 822-nucleotide messenger RNA. Its product is annotated as PLC-like phosphodiesterase. The annotation marks the transcript as partial. The transcript is spliced from 6 exons. Gene Ontology annotation, biological process: lipid metabolic process. The record is from RefSeq and is a predicted model, not a curated record. Lineage: Eukaryota; Fungi; Basidiomycota; Agaricomycetes; Gloeophyllales; Gloeophyllaceae. Gene Ontology annotation, molecular function: phosphoric diester hydrolase activity.